This is a messenger RNA of Clonostachys byssicola, 1473 nucleotides long. NCBI's taxonomy places the organism in Eukaryota, Fungi, Ascomycota, Sordariomycetes, Hypocreales, Bionectriaceae. The record is from the annotation of a GenBank genome assembly.
AUGAACAACGAAAUGAGCAUAAAUGCACAGAAGAUGACGGCCUUGGACCAGGUGCCGGCCCCACCACCAUCAUCAUCAGCAUCAUCAACAAGUCCGAAGAGGCUGGGUCACGCAGCCACUCUGGGGAAAAGACCCAAUAGCGAGAUUCGAAAAGAGCAAAACCGUCUCGCAGCUCAAAAGUACCGGCUUAGGAGAAAGCAGCGGCUCUCUUUACUCAACCAACUCCUUGAUGAUCCAGAGACGGCGGUAAAUCAACCAAACACACCAAUUUCGGAAUUUUGUUCAGGUUAUACACAAACAAUUGUAGCUACCGCUGAGCCUACAUGUAGUGUCAGGACUCUUCAAGAUGUGAAUAUCCCUGAUUUCGGAAUAGGAUACCUUGAUGGGGGCUUUGCUGGCUUUGAAACAAGUGGCAAUCAAUUCAGCCAGCAUUUUCCAUCCCAAUCAACGGAGGGAAUUUUGUCCGAGACAGGUGCCAACCAUAUUACACCGUAUUCGCCCUGGAUUUCACUCUCUAAUAUGUUGGAGCCAUCAUCUAUCCAACAGUCACAGUCCUUAAUGUGUAGAAUGCCUGCUCCAUCUCUACACGAGAACAUCCAAUGCGGACAGCAAAACAGCCCAUCGAGGAAUCCAGGUCCUGACGAAAAUCCUACAGCAGAUCCGGUAGCUACUGUUCUUAGUAUCAUCAAAGGCUUGCCUUGGUCUCAGAAACGCCAGAUAUUGAGCACACUACUAGUUGAGGCUGACGAUGAGAUUGGCAAAAGCACCGAAUCCCAGCAAAUAUCUCAGUCCGUCCCAUUCUCAUCAGUGGAUCACAAUGAAUCUCCUGACUCACGAAGAAUGCUGAUUCGGAUAAAGAGAGAAGUCCAAAUGUUUGAGGCCAAGCUUAGGAAUACCCUAGCCUGCCACUCCUCCCUGCCCGACCCAAGAGUGAAUUUGAUCAGAGUCAUCCACUCCAACUUCUACCAGGCUAUUCUGGCAAAUUCGGAGGCCAUCGGCCUCUUCAAUUGCGAAGUUCUCAAGGACGACGGUCUUUCGCCGUUUAGCAUUGACAAGGAAAAGGGAUAUCCCCAAAAUCAACUUGAGGUCGCUCGCGCUCGGUUUACAGCGCGUGUACCGCCAGGUCUGGCACCAUGCGAUGCGCAGCUGAAACAUGUACAUCAUCCCUACCUCGAUGUCAUCCCCUUUCGUGAAUUUCGGGAGAGGGCCAUGGCCGCAUUAGCAUGUGACCCCCCUCUGUUUUGCGAGGAGACGAUGUGCCAUGACAUGGAUGCCGAGGGUCUGGUAUGCUGGGGAGGCUCGCCUGCAGAUCAAGAAGGCACGGCAAGACGAGGCAUGGAGAUGGAAGUGCCAUGGGACCCACGUAGCUGGGAGCCGAAGGUAUGGUUUCUGCAAAAGUACUGGUUCUUGGUAGGGGGGGAAGAUGGAGAAAUGCACACCAGUGCGCGGCUUUGGGCUCAACGCAGACUGUGA